Molecule: messenger RNA, 963 nt
Organism: Colletotrichum karsti
Lineage: Eukaryota; Fungi; Ascomycota; Sordariomycetes; Glomerellales; Glomerellaceae
Exons: 1
Coding region: 1-963 (320 amino acids)
Source: RefSeq, a predicted model, not a curated record
AUGGAUCAGUACGUUCAAGCAGCAGUCUUCACCCCGCGGGCCAACAGCCACGACGGGUCGACCACAUCAUCUGAAGAGACAACAUUGCAGGGCCGUCUCUCCAGCCGCAAAGGAUCCAUCGCCAGUAUUUCCAACCACCAGACGUCUACGAUGCGCAGCUUGCCCAGAAGAGGGCGGAAAACUCCGGUCGGCAACAUCUCACUGAACACCAAAGUCAAGCCGGCAUACUCAGUCUUCACGUCGCCCGGGUCCUUCGAGCAACUAUACAACGAGAAGGCCUAUCUCCAUGCGUCGCUGAGGGUCCAAGGCGGAAGGUCCUUCGAGCUCAUGAGAAGACUUACCAUUCUACACGAGAAGAUGGACAUCGGAUUGCCGUCCGACGAGAGACGCAAGGCGCGGAAGAAGGCGGCCCUGAUCAAGAGCAAGAUCACAGAGGCGGCCGCGCAGGAGAAGGCCAUCUCGAUCAGGCUCUGUGACAUCAACGCGGAGCUCAGCAUGAGAGAACGGUGGAUGCAGGUGCAGCACGAGAUUUACGACCGGCGGUACCCCUGGUGGGCCGUCGACUCCUCGCCCCUCGGCGGCUACAUCGCGACGCCCUCUGAUUUCACUCCGAUCGCCCCGACCCCUCUGGAUGCGGCCUCGCCCGUCUUCUUCCCCGUGGGAUACUAUCCCGUGUACAGCUCGGUGCAGGUGCUGUCGCCGUGUCAUGAGCCGGAGGCGCUCGAAUCAGCCGCCCCUGGCUUGUGGGUCGACAACGAAAUGCGCGAGACAGCGAUCGACGCUCUGGGAAAUCACGGCUUGCGAUUUUGCUAUGACGGCCGAGAGAAGCUAGACUGUGCAGUCACCGAGGAGUGUGGUGAGCUUGCAGGAGUGGGCAGCCAGAAACGGAGGGGCAGGAGGAUGAGCCUGCCGUCUUUGCGGUGCCUGUGGCCGGGGCAGCAGGAACCGGCGCUAUGUUCGUAG